Molecule: messenger RNA, 338 nt
Organism: Coccidioides posadasii C735 delta SOWgp
Lineage: Eukaryota; Fungi; Ascomycota; Eurotiomycetes; Onygenales; Onygenaceae
Cellular component (GO): cytoplasm
Source: RefSeq, a predicted model, not a curated record
GAACUAUUGAAAUCCGAACAAGAAAAUCCUACCAUAAAAGAAGACUUUACAAAAUGGAGCACCGUACCGAGCAACUCUCUUCUGAGGAAGCUGCCAACAAAGCCCGUGGCUACAAGGCUGCCAUGCAUAACCCCAGAGUCUCCGAGCCGGCCAAGCAACAUGCCGAAGAACGACUUCACGAUAUUGAAUCCACCGGCCAGCUUGAGCAGAGAGACGAGGAAGACAAGGAUCAAGGGAACGUCGCUAGAGGCCUGAAAGCUGCCGCCCACAACCCAAGAGUCUCCGAACAGGCGAAGCACGAAGCAGAAGAGAGGCUGGAGAGUAUGGAACGCGAAUAA